Molecule: messenger RNA, 1727 nt
Organism: Cylicocyclus nassatus
Lineage: Eukaryota; Metazoa; Nematoda; Chromadorea; Rhabditida; Strongylidae
Source: the annotation of a GenBank genome assembly
AAGGUUACCCCUGCUGCUCAGUCAAGCCCUACCCAUUCAUCUGAAAGUGAUGCUAAGACUUCUGUUAACAAAACUGAUUUGGCAAAGGAACUAACAAAACUGCGAGCUAUGGCUGGUAUAAGGCCUACUACAUCCCCUGCAGUCCAAGCUCAUGUAACCAGACCUUGUGGACUGUACGAUCAUUCACGUCCAGGACCAGCAACACCACCACAACCACCACGACCAACUACCGGUAGAUCCUCACUUGGAGCUCAGCCCACGAAUAGAAACUGCUUAGCUGCUUCUAAAAGUGGUGCAAGUGGGGCUGCCGGUUCAACCUCCUCUGGACAGUUCAGGAAGUGGCGGUGCCAAAGCGAAACAAGAGGUGAUGGAGGCCGCUAUUCGAUGAGAGGUGCAAACGCGCAAGGAGUCGCACCAUCUAGCCCUCAGCAGUGCUCGAAGAGACCACCAUUUAGGGCUGGGGUGGCACCACUGCGGCCUGGGUUUGGUAACCCUGAUAAGCAAAAGGAGCAGGAAAUGAACGCAUGGUUACGAAGGAAGGACUAUAAUCCCAUGAAGGCAGCUGCUGAAGCGAGAAAAGCAAGAGAAUUGAAAGCCAGAGGAGAACAAUUCAUGUCAAAUCGAUCUAUAUCCUUCCAUGUAGGGCCAGUGAUGCCGAAACCAAUAAGGAGAGAUGGUUUUGGUGAUAUGGUACGAAAUCGAUCCCAAGAAUCACUAGCCGUUGAAGAAGCCGAACAUGCCAGUCAACGAGUACUGGCUGAAUACUCGCGUGGAGUUGUGCAAGAUAUCUCACGCUUGUCUCAACAAAGCAGUCGUGCCAGUGGAAAGCAAAUCAGUGGCCUGGCUCGUGCCGUGGAUAUGCUAUCACAAAAAUGCAAGAAGAGCAUUGAGUUGAUUCGAUCUCAAAACAAAGGAUGCCUGUCCGUUUCCGUGGAAGAUCUUCUAGCUGCUGCAGCAGAGCCUCCACGAAAGGGAGAGACCUUGAAUGAGCAACUGGACAGGCUUUCAGAUGCAUUUGAUGCUGUGCAAAGAUACCUGGAGCAGUACUCACUAGAAGACGGGCACCAUUCACCAGUUCCUGACUUCCAAGAUGAUGCAUCUGACAUCCACUCAACGGUAACGAGCUCGUCAUUUUCCACUCACAGCAUUCGUAGUCAUCAACGCACAUCCAGAAGCCCGCUUUCUACGAGUUCGCGAAAAACUGCCACCGCACGACCUAAUAACAGCAAAUGAUACGCAAUUAGACGUCAAUCUCUGCUCUGACAUACAUCCUAUUGCUUCUUCGUUUUGCAACUCAGCUCGUGUACUUUUGGUGUUAAGAUCAUUACGGAUCUGUUUUAGGUAAUAUUUGCCUUUUCUUUUCUUGCACUUCAUUGUUAGUUAAAUGGUAUUCAAAGCGUUUUUGGCUUUACUCCCUUUUUAUUAAGCUGUUAAGUACGCAUCUAAUCUUUUUUGUUGAGAGGCUAAACACAUUCUCAAUCUCUCAGCUCAAUAGUUGCCUUGAACACUGAUGCUUCAUAAUCUAUACUUACUGAAGUUUACAAAAGGCGGGUAAAUUCGCCUAAUUUUUUACAUGUCUGUUGUUUAUUGUUGAAACAUUUGAUCAAAAUGCGUGUGUGCUAGUCAAAUCCUAACCGAUGAACGGGCGAUGUAUGGUCCUGUUCCAAAGCGCUUACGCUUUGAACCAAACUGUAAAUAUUAGCAAUAAACCUUUUUUUUUCAAAUUU